Molecule: messenger RNA, 762 nt
Organism: Emiliania huxleyi CCMP1516
Lineage: Eukaryota; Haptophyta; Isochrysidales; Noelaerhabdaceae
Exons: 2
Coding region: 1-762 (253 amino acids)
Molecular function (GO): protein binding
Source: RefSeq, a predicted model, not a curated record
AUGGCGGCGGUGGGCGUCUUCACCAUCACCGUGAAAUCGCUGACCGGCAGAAAGCUGCCCAUCCAGGUCACCUCCUCAGCGACCACAAUCGGCGCACUCAAGUUCCUCCUCGAGCAGCAGUAUCACGACCAGUAUCAGGACAGCGUCCCUGUGGCAGCAAACCAACAUUUGAUCUUCGCCGGCAAAAGGCUGCAGGACGACCAGACCCUCGAGUUCUACCAGAUCGCGAACGGCGCGACACUCCACCUGGCGUUUGAGGAGGGCACGCUGCUCGACAAGUCGUCGUGCAAGCAGCUGGUCGAGCGCAUUGAGCGCCACCUCGCAGCAGAUGACUCGCCAGACGCGCUGCGCGACAUGAAGUUCGUCGUCGCCGAGGGGGAGCUCGCAAAGCUCAUCGGCUCCGAGGCGGUGGCUGCCCUGCGUUCGAUGGGAGAGGCGCAACUCAAGGCUCUCGGUGCCGACGCCGCAGCGCGCGCCACGUUCAAGCUCCGCCGCCGCGAGGCGAUCGCCGGCACGCAAGACGACGUCAUCCCAUUCCACCGCGACUCGAGCCUCGUCGUCGUCAACGUCGCACUCAACGACGACUUCGACGGUGCGGCGCUGCUCUUUGCCGUGGGCGACAAGAUCGUGCGCCCGGCGCGCAAGAUCGGCACGGCCACCGCACACGACUGCCGCAUCCACCAUGCGGUCACCCGCCUCGCCGCGGGCGUCCGCUACAACCUCUACGCGACCUACGAGCGCCCAGUGCCCGCCGCGGCGUAG